Messenger RNA from Rotaria sp. Silwood1, 2625 nucleotides. NCBI's taxonomy places the organism in Eukaryota, Metazoa, Rotifera, Eurotatoria, Philodinida, Philodinidae. The record is from the annotation of a GenBank genome assembly.
AUGGCAUAUUUACUUCGUCUACUUCGUCUUCGUUAUUUAAUCUUUGGCACAGCUGUUGGUGGUGGUUAUGCAGCUCAUAAAAAAUAUAAAGAUAUUAAAGAAGCUUUACCAGAUUUAUCAUGGAUGAAAGAAUAUAUGCCAGAAGAAAGUGUUGAUGCUUUAACGAAACGUUUAUCUGAUUUAGCUAAUUCUGUUUCACUACCUGAUACUACGAAUUUACAAGAUCGUGUCAAACAAUUACAAGAAAAAUUUGCAAAUUAUCUUUCAACAAUAUCUUCAAGUAAUACACCGGAUGAUAAGAAUAUAAAUGAACAACAACAAACAUCGGGAGAACAUCAACAUCAAGAAAAAAUUCAUCAAGAAAUGAUGACUAUACAAAUAAAUUAUCAACGUGAAAUUGAUCGAUUAGAAAAAGAAAUAAAAACAAUGAAAAAACAAAUUUUAUUACGACAAGAAAGAAAUCUUAAUGGAAAAAAACAACGAAAAAUAAAGAGAUCACUUAUUGAUAUGUAUAGUGAUGUUCUGGAUGAAUUAAGUGAAUAUGAUACAAAUUAUAAUAUUCAAGAUCAUUUACCUCGAGUUGUUGUUAUUGGUGAUCAAAGUUCUGGUAAAACAAGUGUACUGGAAAUGAUAACACAAGCACGAAUAUUUCCUCGGGGUGCUGGUGAAAUGAUGACACGUAGUCCAGUAAAAGUCACUUUAAGUGAAGGUCCUUAUCAUGUUGCAACAUUUAAAGAUAGUACUAAAGAAUAUGAUUUAACAAAAGAAGCAGAUUUAGCUGCUCUUCGAAAAGAAAUUGAACUUCGUAUGCGUGCAUCAGUCAAAGAAGGUCAAACAAUUAGUAAUGAAGUUAUUUCAUUAUCAGUCAAAGGUCCUGGUCUUCAACGUAUGGUACUAGUUGAUUUACCUGGCAUUAUUAGUACGGAAACAAUUGGCAUGGCAUCGGAUACAAAAAAUUCUAUUGCUCGUUUAGCAAAUAGUUAUAUGUCAAAUCCGAAUGCAAUUAUUCUUUGUAUUCAAGAUGGAAGUGUUGAUGCUGAACGUAGUAAUGUAACAGAACUUGUUUCAAAAAUGGAUCCACAUGGUAAACGAACUAUAUUUGUUCUAACAAAAGUCGAUAUGGCUGAAGCAAAUCUACAUGAUACUGAUCGAAUCAAAAGAAUUCUUGAAGGCAAAUUAUUUCCAAUGAAAGCUUUAGGCUAUUUUGCAGUUGUUACUGGCAAAGGAAAUGCUGAUGACCCAAUAGAAACAAUACAAAAAUAUGAAGAAGAUUUUUUUCAUAAUUCAAAAUUAUUUCGUGAUGGUAUUUUUAAAGCUAAUCAAACAACAACACGUAAUUUAAGUUUUGCUGUUAGUGAUUGUUUCUGGAAAAUGGUUAAAGAAAGUGUUGAACAACAAACUGAUACAUUUAAAGCAACAAAAUUUAAUUUAGAAACAGAAUGGAAAAAUAGUUUUCCAAAAAUACGUGAACAAGAUCGAGAUGAAUUAUUUGAAAAAGCACGUGGUGAAAUACUUGAUGAAGUUGUUAAUCUUAGUUUAAUACCAAGUCAACAAUGGGAAGAUAAUUUAUCAAAAUAUUUAUGGACAACAAUGUCGAAUUUUAUUUUCGAUGAUGUAUUUUUAACAGCUGCACAAGCUGAAUCUAUUGGUGAUUUUAAUACAACAGUUGAUGUUAAAUUACAACAAUGGACUGAAAAAGUAUUACCACGUCAAUGUAUUGAUAUUGGUCAUCUUGUUUUAUUAGAUGAAUUUCAAAAUUUAAUUGAACGUGAACAAAAAAGUCGUUCAUAUGAUCCAAUAACACAUGAUUUAAAAAUGCAAGUUGUUCAAGAAUGUCGUACAAGACAUCAAUGGGAUGUUAAAGCACUUGAUUCACUUAGAGUUAUUCAAACACAAGCAUUACAAGAUCGUAAUGUAACAGAUAAACAACAAUGGGAAUCAGCUGCACAAUUUAUGGAAAAUGUUAUACGACAAGAAUUAGAACAACAACAAGUAGAAUUAAGUUCAAAUAAAAAUCAAAGUUCAUGGCGUAAAUUUAUUGGUCUUCAACAAUUAACAAUAGAAGAAAAAUAUCGACAACAAUGUGUUAAAGAAUUAGAAAAAAUCUUAAGUACUAGACAACAAUUUGAUCAAACAACGAAAAAUAAUUAUAGAUUACGUUCUACUCUUGACUAUGAUGAAUUAACAACUGUAAAGAAAAAUCUUCAAGCACAAAAAAUUGAUGUAUCUAAUGAUUUUAUAACUGAUAUAUGGCAACGUGUAUAUAAAAUUCAUUUUCUUAAACGAAAUUUAUCGACAUGUCUUGAUUGUCGUCGAUUUUUUUAUUAUUAUCAAAAAGGUUUUUCAGAUCAAGGUCUUGAUUGUCAUGAAGUUGUAUUUUUUUGGCGUUUAAAACGUAUGAUUGAAAUAACAAGUAAUGCUAUUCGACAACAAAUAUCAAAUAUUGAAACUCGUCGACUUGAACGAGAAGUCAAAGAAAUUUUAGAUGAUUGUAGUAGUGAUGAAACACUUAAAGCAAGUCUUCUUAAAGGAAAACGGGUUGAUUUAGCUGAAGAACUUAAACGUGUUCGCCAAGUUCAAGAAAAAUUAGAAGAAUUUAUUGAAGCAUUAAAUACAGAAAACUAA